GACAUGAAACAUUCAAGAAAACAUAAUGAUUUCAAAUGGGCGAUCAGUCUUGAUCGGUUCAUGUUAAGAGUCGUGGGUUUAUGGCCGCCAGACAAUUACGACACUCGUGAGGCAGUGAAAUCGAAAAUACGGCUACUAUACAAUAUUAUAACAAUGCUCUUCGUACUUAUAAUACCGACUUUAAUAUCGCUAAUAAGGGUAUGGGGUGAUAUGAUUUUAAUGAUAGAAAACAUGCAAUACAGUUUGCCAUUUAUGAGUACAAUAUUCAAAAUCAGCAUUAUUUGGUACAAACAAGCAGAUUUAUUACCUCUAAUUAACAUGAUGGAGAGAGACUGGAUGAAACCGAAAACAAAAGAGGAGCGAGAUGUUAUGCUGAAUCGUGCAAGGAUUAUACGCGUAAUUGCCAUUUGCGGAAUAUCCUGGGCACUUUGUGGAAUAACAAUUACUUUCAGUUUUCCAUAUUUUGGUCUAAGACUCAGGCAGGUGACGAACCUAACCGAUUUUGGAAAACCAUUGCCCAUACCAUCGUAUUACUUGCACAAUGUUUCCAAAAGUCCGCAGUACGAAUUGACACUACUGAUGCAAAGCAUUACGGCUACCGCAUGUGGUUGUUCCUAUACUACGAUCGACCACUUUCUCGGACUAUUAGUUUUGCACAUAUGCGGCCAACUGGAAAAUCUACAUUUGCGAUUGUCACGCAUGGAAAAGUAUUCGAACUUUAAUGCGGCUCUUGAAUACAACGUACAGGAUCACAUCCGCAUAAUCAGGUCCGUCGACAUUAUCGACCAUACGUUUAAUUCAAUGUUACUUGUACUGGUGCUCUAUUUCGGCGUAUUAUUCUGCUUCCAAGCGUUUCUUAUAGUUGAAGUUGUGAAUCGAAAGGGCCAAUUAUCCUUGACCCAAAUGAUUUGGUUCGUCGCAGCUAUCAUAUAUAUUCUGAUGCACAUGUGCCUUUAUUGUAUUGUCGGCGAAAUACUCGUCAUGCAAUCUGAGAAAAUACAUCAAGCCACGUACAAAUAUCCGUGGUAUAAUAAAGAUCCAAAAGUAGCAAAAAGUUUAAUGCUGAUUAUGCUGCGCGCUAGUAAACCACUUUAUAUCACAGCCGGGAAGACAUUUCCCAUGACAAUGGCAACGUUUUGCAACGUAAGUUAUUUGCCAUACAAAAAGCGCGUUAUUAUGAUAUUUUCAUUGGCUUUUCAUUGUGCACUUAGUACGAAUUCGAAAACCAGAUCAAUUAAUGCGCUAGUAUGUUUUUCAAGUUAUUUGAAACUCUAUUCUUAAUACGUUAUGUUUAAUUAUUUUGUUUAUAUUGAACAUAUUAUCUAGCAUCGCACCUCUAGCUGAAAAUGCUUGUUUAAAUCAUGUACUUUUUAAAUUGUCAUUAUUUAAAAUGAAUUUAUGUAUUAUAUGUAAA
This is a messenger RNA of Harpegnathos saltator (Jerdon's jumping ant), 1414 nucleotides long. Its product is annotated as odorant receptor 43a-like. Gene Ontology annotation, cellular component: plasma membrane. The transcript is spliced from 6 exons. NCBI's taxonomy places the organism in Eukaryota, Metazoa, Arthropoda, Insecta, Hymenoptera, Formicidae. The record is from RefSeq and is a predicted model, not a curated record. Gene Ontology annotation, biological process: detection of chemical stimulus involved in sensory perception of smell; sensory perception of smell. Gene Ontology annotation, molecular function: olfactory receptor activity; odorant binding. Bases 4 to 1281 code for a protein of 425 amino acids.